UAUAAAAUUAGUACAAUACGCAAAUUUAGGAAACAUUAUCUAUAAAAUUAGUACAAUACUCAAAUUUAGGAAACAUUAAUCCUAUACUAGCAAUAGCUUUUCGACUUUUCUUAGGUUGCAAGUUAGUAAAACCUAAACCGACUAGGACAUCUAUUUUCUACCCUUAAAUCUUAUAAAUUCAUACUUUCUUCUCUUUAUUUCAUUACAACACAACCCAAAAAAGAAAAAAUACGUAGUAGCAAGAAAAUUAUGGCUAGCAUGAAACUAAUGUUCUUUGUUGUUCUCGCUCUUUGCUCUUCCUUUCCUCUCCCUCUCUAUGCACUGCCUCAAGAAAUACCGAAAGUAGAUGCGAUCUAUCAAUUUGGUGAUUCGAUAUCGGACACCGGUAACUUGAUACGUGAAUCCCCCAUCGGAGAACAUACACCCUUUGCAAGACUACCUUAUGGACAAACUUUCUUCCAUAAGCCUACUGGCCGUUGCUCCAAUGGUCUUCUCAUGAUCGAUUUUUUUGCAAGGUACUUUAAGUUGCCCUUCCUUGAUGCAUACCUUAACAAAGAUGGCAACUUCGCUCAUGGUGUGAACUUUGCUGUUGCGGGAUCGACGGCUCUUGACACUUCAACCUUAGCUGCUAAAAACAUUACAUCGCCGGUUACCAACAGUUCAUUAUCCGUUCAAAUGGGCUGGUUUAAGUCUCACCUUCAUUCACUUUGCCCUAAUCCAAAAGAUUGUAAGGCCAAACUCGCGAAUGCAUUGUUUAUCAUUGAAACCGGAGGCAACGAUUUUAACUAUACAUUUUUUGGACGUAAAACAAUGGAAGAAGUGCAACAAAUGGUGGAUGAAGUACUUCAAGCCAUUACUAAUGCCGUGAAGGAAGUGAUAGGUUUGGGUGCUACCAAAGUUGUAGUUCCCGGUAACUUUGCGAUCGGAUGCAUGCCUAUUUAUCUAAGCAAUUUCAAGACGAAUGACUCAAAUAUGUACGAUGAUCUCCAUUGUUUAAAGGGUUUGAAUGGAUUCGCAAUGUUUCAAAACGAUCGAUUAAAAGUAGCUAUUAAGGAGCUUCAAACACAACAUCCGAACGUUGCAAUUGUGUAUGCUGAUUAUUUCAACGCAUUGAAGGGACUCCUACAAAAUGCUACUUCAAAUGGGCUUGAGAAGGACGAAGUACAAAAGACUUGUUGUGGAAUAGGUGACAAUGAAUACAAUUUUAACAUCACUCGAAUGUGUGGAAAUAACGGAGUUCCAGUAUGUCGAGAUCCAUCUAAGCUAAUUAGUUGGGAUGGAGUUCAUAUGACUCAACAUGCCUACAGAGUCAUGGCCAAGGGACUAAUCAAGCAAAUUGUUCAAGGCAUCGCUAAUUAA
Messenger RNA from Chenopodium quinoa (quinoa), 1359 nucleotides. Its product is annotated as acetylajmalan esterase-like. Lineage: Eukaryota; Viridiplantae; Streptophyta; Magnoliopsida; Caryophyllales; Amaranthaceae. Gene Ontology annotation, molecular function: hydrolase activity, acting on ester bonds. Bases 250 to 1359 code for a protein of 369 amino acids. The transcript has 5 exons. The record is from RefSeq and is a predicted model, not a curated record.